AUGGUGAUCACCAUCCACACUCGAAUACUUCGCCACAGCCACAGUCAAGGUCACGAUAUAAAAUCUUCAGUUAGUAAUCAGUCGAGGAGAACAGAACGAGAGAGUUCAUUACCAAGAAGAAUGGAUAGGGAGAGUUCUCUACCGUCAACUACUUGUAGUAGAGGUCAUACACAUCCACCGUGGAAUAUUACAGGGGUAUUGAGGAUAGCGAAGUGUGAAAGUGUUUGUGGAUUUUGUAUGAAGGAGACAGAUACAGCCGCAAAGUUAAGGAAACAUGUUGCAAUUCAUAUCAAAAAUGAAGGACUUAAUUUGACGAUAGCAGAAGCUGCUAGUGGAAGAGGAAGAUUAGAAGUUCUAAGUCACCAAUCUUCACAUGAUACAUCAGGAUCCUCGUCACAUUAUCCAUCUCAUGGCCACAUAACACCUUUAGAGGACGAACAUCCCCAAUUCACAUAUUCAUCACAUACGCCUUCAUAUUCAUCUUACUCUCCGGCACCCCCCUACCCCCCCGCCUCACUCACUCCAUCACCAUCACCCUAUACAACAAUAGCUCAACGACCACUAGUAACCUCAUCCUCUAGCUACGAUCCCUACACCUCCCAUCGAUCUCCCUCGAGCAGCACCGCCCUAUCAUAUUCCACCGCUCCCAGUCCAAGUCGUACCUCCGCUCUCUCAAACUACCGCUCACUGGCCCAAAGCUCAACCCAUGCCCUCACCGAUCCUUUUUCCUCUCUGCGCUCUCACGCUUUACGAACAAAAUUCGAAUGGACAGUCAUAACCCCUUCCGAAGGUUUCGCCAUCCUCGAUUACUGCAAAUCCAUGUCUCAGGCGCAUAGCGAACAAGUCCCAUGUUACAAUCGCGAAACCUUAUUUGAUGAGGAGUGGCAAAGUCACAUGAGAGAUAUUCAUGGAGUUUAUCUGGUGUGGCCCGAGACGUGGAUGAAGAGAGUGGAGGUCUUGGAUUUGGAGGGGGUGGGGGAAGGAUCGAGGGGGUCAAUGAUCUGGUUAUGGAGGGAAAAGCGAUGGAUAAUUGGGGGUUAA
Molecule: messenger RNA, 1041 nt
Organism: Sclerotinia borealis F-4128
Lineage: Eukaryota; Fungi; Ascomycota; Leotiomycetes; Helotiales; Sclerotiniaceae
Source: the annotation of a GenBank genome assembly